AUGAGAAUUGGUAUCUCUGGUAUCUCCACAAGUGGUAAGACAACCCUCGCUAAUGCCCUUGUCAAGCACUUCAACUGUGGCUACUGCUGCGCUGACAAGUACUACAACAGAGAUCAAUCAUCCUUCCCAAGAAUCCCAUUCCUUGGCGAUAUGAUUGCUGAAUGGGACUCCCCACAAUGCAUCUUCUGGGACAAGUUCGAAAAUCAGGUCGAAUCAAUGCAGGAUGACCUCAUCAUUCUCGAAUCUUUCUUGCUCUUCUAUUCCAAGAAGGUUGGUGAUACAAUUGAUGGACUCAUCGCCUUAGAGUACGAAGAAAUAGAUCUUCCAAUUGCUCUUGCAAGAAGAGUCAAGAGAGUUACAGGUGAAGAAGUUCCAAAAGACUACAAGGAGAACCCAAAGAAGUCUGAAGCUCAUUGGGAAUCCAACUACUUCGAGCAGAUCGCUUGGCCAUAUGCUUUGAAGAAUCCAGAAUACAGAGAACCAAAGGAUUACAAGAAACCAGUCCUUAGGCUCAAGGCUACAGCUCCAUUAGAGGAUAACAUCACAGCUGCCAUCAACUUCAUCAACGAGUUGAGAGCUAAGACUGAGUCCUCUUAA
Molecule: messenger RNA, 597 nt
Organism: Trichomonas vaginalis G3
Lineage: Eukaryota; Parabasalia; Trichomonadida; Trichomonadidae
Product: AAA domain-containing protein
Exons: 1
Coding region: 1-597 (198 amino acids)
Source: RefSeq, a predicted model, not a curated record